AUGCGCCCCCCCCCCCCCCUGGCGCACCGAUUCCUAAUUACUUCCGAAUCAGUUCAGAAAUCCGACAUCAUGCCUUCAUACAAGGAUUCUGACGAUUACAAGACCUACAAAGAAGGUCUUCUCCAGGGCGGCAAGAACCACCGCAUGGAGGAUCUUCCUCCCUUCGAGUUCAACGAGGCUGGCGAAGUCAAGCUCGCCCCUGGCGAACUCUACUGCCGCUGGGGUGGUAGAUCCAGCAGCAUCACGUGCACCAAGACGGAGCGGUUCUCGAGCGAGUCGAACCUCAAGAACCACAUCAAGAAGCACAAGCUCGACGGGGUCCCGGCCAAGGUUAAGAGCCGCAAGUCCGGCGCGAACUCCGUCGAGGAGAACGAUGAUGCAGCUGAAUUCUACGACCGCAUCCACGGCAUCGCCAUCGGCGCUCGCGAUGACAGCGAGCUGCAGACUCCUUCCAAGAAACGGAAGGCGCAGACCCCUCCCCCCCUUCUUGCCGUGCCCACGCGCAAGCGGGGCAACCAAACUGUGGUAAGUGAUUCUCAAUCGAUCCGGAAUCCUUUUGGAACCCAUUCCGAAUCGAUUCUGCAACAGAUCAACUUCGCCGAAAUGCGUCGCGCCGCCGGCUUCCCUGCCAAGGGCAAGUGCACCCACUGCACCACUGCCCGCAAUGCCAAAUGUCCUCCCGCCCUUCGCGAUCAGGAAUGUGAGGUCUGGGCCCGCUUUGAGGAUGAUGAAGAAGAUGAGGCCUGA
Messenger RNA from Colletotrichum truncatum, 747 nucleotides. RefSeq lists its product as uncharacterized. NCBI's taxonomy places the organism in Eukaryota, Fungi, Ascomycota, Sordariomycetes, Glomerellales, Glomerellaceae. The record is from RefSeq and is a predicted model, not a curated record.